UCUGAAAUUUCAGAAACCUGUUAUGAUCAUUUCUGUUAAGGUGUGAUAUCUCACACAUCUGUUCGGACUUUGCGUGUUCGUGUGUAAUACCUCACCUGUUCCUACUGUACUUGUUCAAGUGUGAUAUUUUCGAACUAUACCUGUUGACGUAUAUCUCACACAUAGUUGUUUGUACUAAACUCUUUAACUCAUGUUCGUACUAUAUUUGUCCACGUGUGAUAUCUCACUAACUGUUCCUUUUUUUCAGAUAUAGAUUCAAGAGUUAUGUUUGAAACAUAAACGGUUUCUUUCUCAACCAAGAUUUAAGACUUGAGCGUAUAUUUAAGUUUUCUCUUCAAAGUAAUAAAUGGUGAUUACAUUUUAACUAAAUCUUUUAUGAGUAUAAUUCUCAUAACGUUUGUAAUUUACAUCUUUUGUUUAGUAUUAUAUUAAACUCUCUUUACAUCUCAUUACAUCAAGUCAUAUGUUAGAACAUUGGAAAUCUCUUCAAGAGCUGUGUAAUGCAAAAGUUUAAAGAUUAUUAUUGCACCCAGCUAUCGUGUCAGAACAUUUGUGUAGGAAAUAUGCUUCCUCUAGAGAUGUUGAGGGCAUAAUACAUUAUAACAUAUUAUUUUUAAGAUAAUAGUAUCCAUAUAGUCACAAUUCAGUCUAAUCUUCCUGGGCUUGUAAUUAAAGAUGCAUUUAUUUAGUGUCGGAAAAUGCUUUUCCACUGCAACAGCAUGACGAUAUCAUAGAAUUCUACUCAAUGUUUUCCAGUGUAAAUUUAAUCAAGAUAGAAUUGGGGUUGAAUAAAAUUUUCCUGAAAUGUGAAGAAAAUAAAAAAACUCACUUGUGGGAUUACGUAUAGUCUUUUUCGUGUAUCCAUAGUGUUAAAACGUUCAUAAUCGUUAAUGUAAUGUUGUGUAAACAUUUUGGUUUCCGUUCAUCCUGUAAACCUGUUUUCUGUGAGCGUGUUAUGAAUCCAAAAGAAACAGUAAUUCAAUUAAUGCAGCUAAAACCAUAGGAAUAUAAAAACAAUUUUAAUAACUUCCAUAAACAAUGUGUAAUAAGAUACAUUAUCAAAGAGUAAUAAUGUAAAUGAAGGCGUAAUAAUACACACGAAGAAGGUGUAAUAACGGACACGAACAAAAUAUGAUAGUAUACAUAAAGAUAAAAGAUUGUACGUGAAUGUUUAACAAUGGGCAUGAACAAAUCUCAUGUGUUUUCUUGUAGCAAAGCCACAUCGGGCUAUCUGCUGCGUCCACCGAGGGGAAUCGAACCCCUGAUUUGAGCGUUGUAAAUCCGAAGACUUACCGCUGUCCCACCGGGGGACACAAACUGUCAUACUGGACACAAGCAAAAUGAAUAAACAACGUGUGCUAAUGCUUGAAGAAAACAGGUGCCAGUAAGUUACGAAAACAAUCAAGCCAUACCUCUAGCUACUGAGAUCAAUCAUUCCUGAAUACUUAAACACGCCGUCAGUUGUAUGCAUAACCUCAUUUGUGAUAACAAUGACUCAACAUCUUAGCGUAAAGGUUCUGAAUAAGAUCAACAAUAUCCAAUCGGUGGUUUGCAGGUAAAUUCAACAUUGAGUCAAAAUGCCACAAAAUAGCCAAGUCUCUGAUGUCAGCCAAGGGACGGAUUCUUCGGUUGGUCGAUGUUCGUUCAAACGAGUGAAUAUCGGUUCCAAUAUUCUUAUUAUCGUCGGCUUGACCUUGACCUUGAUUGGUAUAGCAAUAACGCUAGCAGGAGUUUUUGCCGAGUUUGAACACACCGAAACUAGGCCAAUAGUUUUGGGAAUUGGACCGUCGCUUAUUGGCAUAGGAAUCUUCUUUCUCAUUCUUAGACUAUUGUUUUGGCGUCCAAGUUUCUGCAACUGCUGUAAAAAAACAAAACGAACGUUUUCCUCGGAGAAUGUAACGAGUGCUAUUACUAAAGACAGAAGCGCCACCAUGAGGACAACUGUCAAGGAAGAGGCUACCACAGUUGGAGCAACACCGUCUGGAAAUGCAGAUAUAAAAGUGAAACCAGCCUUACAUUCACCCAAUAAAACUGGAACGUCUGGAAAAGCUAAAACAGAAGCAAAUGAUGUGAAAGAUCCAAAAAAUCAUGAAGCACGUGAAAUUAACGAUAGUGAACAAUCCUCUAAAGAAAAUUCUCAAACUACUGCUGAUGUCAAAUUUUGUCAAGUUGAGAGUAUUAAUUCUACACAGGGAGUAGAAAACGAAAACCAACCUAAGACUACAAGAUCCAGUUCAAUGGAUUUUGUAGCAGGUUUCAACAGCACUAUAUUUGAGUUGGGAUUCAAAUGAUUAGCAUAAUUUUAUUUUGCUGUGUUGUAUUGAUCAAUAACCUUAAAUUAUAAUAUUUGCUUAUUGCGAGUAUUUUGAGACUUAAUGUAAUGCACUAUGGGUAAAAGUGUUUUACCUUCAACAAUACCACUUGGUGUUUGUUUUUGAAUAACUGAUCAUAAUAGUAUCUUUUAAUUUGAACUAGCGUAAUGGGAUAGUAUUAUCUGUUUAUGUGGCUUUUGGAAUGGUGAUUUCAAAAUAUCUAUCGUCUUUUGGAUUUAUUAUUCUAAUAUAAUGUGAGAAAAACUAUCAUCAUGGAAAAGUAUUAUUGUAGAUAUAUUUCUCACCUUUAAUAACUGUGAAUACAUGUCUUUAUGCUUCUCGUCAAUAAAAUUUUGCCUA
Messenger RNA from Limulus polyphemus (Atlantic horseshoe crab), 2672 nucleotides. RefSeq lists its product as uncharacterized. NCBI's taxonomy places the organism in Eukaryota, Metazoa, Arthropoda, Merostomata, Xiphosura, Limulidae. The transcript is spliced from 2 exons. Bases 1578 to 2291 code for a protein of 237 amino acids. The record is from RefSeq and is a predicted model, not a curated record.